Molecule: messenger RNA, 1881 nt
Organism: Anastrepha ludens (Mexican fruit fly)
Lineage: Eukaryota; Metazoa; Arthropoda; Insecta; Diptera; Tephritidae
Gene: Gr63a
Product: gustatory and odorant receptor 63a
Exons: 7
Coding region: 319-1770 (483 amino acids)
Biological process (GO): sensory perception of taste
Cellular component (GO): neuronal cell body; dendrite; membrane
Molecular function (GO): sweet taste receptor activity
Source: RefSeq, a predicted model, not a curated record
UGCCCGACAGGAAGUUGCAUCGCCUUCUUAUUACAACAUUUUUAUUCGGAAUUCAACUAUUGGCUAUGAAACUUAUUCAUUUGUUGACAUUAAGAGAGCUUUGUAAGUGUAAACAAAAGUAUAAAAAACAAACAAAACUGCCAAUGUAACUAAUCCAUUUUUAAUGCUUACACUUGACCUCCUCCUUUAAUCGGCAAGUUUUCUCUACAUCACGACAGACGACAAUGAACAAGGGCAUAGUACAAUUUUGGUUACGAGUUGGAAAGGUUUUCAUUUUUAUUGUUGUGUUACUCUUACAAAGAUUUAAUUAAAAAAGAAAUGUUUAAUAGUUAUAAUCGCCGCAAGAAACAUGACACAGUUUUUCUAAAUGUAAAGCCGACUUUUAACGGUCAGAAUAGCGGACUACGGAAAUAUUCCACUGGCCUACUAGAUAAAGAGGAUAUCCCAUAUUAUAAUACCAACAGCAGUCAAGGGAGUCGAGCAUCAGUCGGAACUAUAACUACAUUGAAUGAAAACUUUCGACCAAAUGUUUUCUACAACAACAUUGCACCAAUUCAAUGGUUUUUGCAUAUAAUUGGGGUUUUACCCAUAACGCGACGAGCGGCCGGUAAAGCUAAAUUUCGCCUAAACUCGAUAGCUUUUGGUUAUUCACUCGUAUUCUUCGUUCUUUUAGCGAUCUAUGUUUUUUAUGUGGCCAAAAAUCGCAUAAAAAUUGUGACAUCACUGAGUGGACCAUUCGAAGAAGCUGUUAUUGCUUACCUGUUUCUUGUAAAUAUUUUACCACUAUUAAUGGUUCCAAUAUUAUGGUGGGAAGCACGUAAAAUCGCAAAACUAUGGAACGACUGGGAUGAAUUUGAGAUUUUGUACUAUCAAAUAUCGGGUCAUAGUGUGCCUUUGAAUCUAUUUCGGAAAACCACUAUGAUUGCGGUGGUUUUGCCGGUAUUAUCUAUUUUGUCGGUAGUCAUAACUCAUAUAACAAUGGCGGACUUUCAGUUCAUUCAAGUAAUUCCCUACUGCAUCUUAGACAACUUGACUGCCAUGUUGGGUGCCUGGUGGUUCAUAAUUUGUGAAAGCCUCAGUAUGACUGCAAAUAUUCUAGGUGAACGUUUUCAAAGGGCUUUACGUCACAUCGGCCCCGCCGCAAUGGUCGCCGAUUAUCGCGCCCUAUGGUUACGCCUGAGCAAGUUGACACGUGAUAUCGGAAAUGCCACCUGUUAUACUUUCACUUUUCUCAACCUGUAUCUCUUCUUCAUUAUCACACUUUCGGUUUAUGGUCUAAUGUCUCAGCUUUCUGAAGGUUUCGGUAUUAAGGACAUCGGUUUGGCCAUAACUGCCAUUUGGAAUGUAUUCCUGCUUUUCUACAUUUGCGAUAAGGCCCAUUAUGCCUCCUUCAAUGUGCGUACGAAUUUUCAGAAAAAGUUACUAAUGGUUGAAUUGAAUUGGAUGAACUCCGAUGCGCAAACAGAGAUAAAUAUGUUUAUACGCGCUACGGAAAUGAAUCCGUCAAACAUUAACUGUGGCGGAUUUUUCGAUGUAAAUAGGAACCUCUUCAAGGGAUUGCUCACUACAAUGGUCACUUAUCUCGUUGUGUUACUGCAGUUCCAGAUCAGUAUACCCAGCGACUCCGGUAAGCAAAUGAACGUUUCAGUAGCUGAGCUAGUCACUGAUAUGUUCGUGGAGACUACAGAGUUGACUAGUACUAGUACGACACCAACAAUAAAAACUACAACGACUAAAAUGCCACCAUCAGCACGGGGUAGGAAAGGGUAAAUUAAAGACCGAGUUUAAAAUAAUUUUAUAUUAUGAACAAAAAUUAAAAAGGAAAUGUUGAUCAUUUCGAAAUUUCUUAAACAAAAUAGUUACUUCUACAGUCGAUAAGUC